AUGAAAUUCUCACAUUUGACAGCAAAUGACUUCAUUGCUCUUGUAGAACAAUCCCGUUCUGCAAUUAAAGCAAAAGAAUUAUAUAAAUGCAUUGGAGGUGCAACAGUUUCUAUACAAAGUUUCGAAGAAGUUAUUUCAUUUCUUAAAUCAGUCAGAAAAUCCUUUAAACUUAGAAUUCUUGAUGGUGCUAUUGAUUUUUUAUUACAUACACUACAAAAGCAGGUAAAUCCAAACGGCGAUGAAGAAAUGGCUACACUUUUGUCUCAACUCAAACAAAUUACUGAAGAAAACUAUGAAUUAAAGAAAGAAAUCCAAGAAAAAGAAAAGAUUUUUGAUCAAGUUUUUGAAAAAAUUAACCAGAAAGAAAUCCUUCCAAAGAUAUCCAAACUUAAGAGAUCGAAAGAUUUCGAUAGUGUCUACAAUUUUCUUGACGAACUUUCUAUUCAAGGAAAUAAAAAAAUGAUUACAAAAGCUUGUAUUGAAGGUCUUUGGGAGAAGGAAACUCCAUCAAAACAUUGGUUUGAAGAAUCGAUGAAUGUACUACAUGUGGCAUGCGAAAAAGGAAAUCUCAAACUUGUUAAAUCUCUCAUUGAAUGCGGCUGCAAUAAGGAAUCAAGGAGUAGACGAAAUUAUACUCCACUCAAUUUUGCCGCAGAAAAUGGUCAUCUUGAAGUUGUUAAAUAUCUUGUUUCUGCUGGAGCUGAUAAAGAACCAAAACGUUAUGGUAGUUUGCCUCCACUCAUCUCUGCAUCAAAAAAUGGUCAUCUGGGAGUUGUUAAAUAUUUAAUCUCUGCUGGAGCUAAUAUAGAAAUUAAUGAUAGUGAAUUGAGAACUCCACUCAUUUGGGCAUCAAUAAAUGGUCAUCUUGAAGUUGUUAAAUAUCUUAUCUCCAUUGGAGCUAAUAAAGACGUGGCUGAUAACUAUGGAUAUCCAUCACUCGUUUACGCAUCAAUAAAUGGUCAUCUUGAAAUUGUUAAAACUUUGAUUUCUGCUGGCGCAGAUAAAGCAGAAAACUUAGAAACUUCAGAACCUCCAAUUGAAUUUGCAUUAAAAGAAGGCCAUUUUGAAAUUGUUAAAUAUCUUAUCUCUAUUGGAUCCGAUAAAGAAAGGCAGUGUUUCCGUCAUGGUACUCCAAUAGCUUUUGGAGCGGAAAAAGGUGAUCUUGAAUUUGUUAAAUAUAUGAUAUCUAUUGGAGCCAAUAAAGAUGGAAAGGGUUACAAUGGAUAUACUCCACUCAUUUAUGCAUCAUCAUAUGGUCAUCUUGAAAUUGUUAGAUAUCUUAUAUCAAUUGGAGCUGAUAAAGAAGCAAAGAAUAAAAAAGGAUUGACUCCACUCAUUAAAGCAUCAAAAAAGGUCAUCUUGAUAUUGUUAAAUAUCUUAUCUCUGUUGGAGCUGAUAAAGAUGCAAAGAAUAAUGAUGGAUAUACUCCACUCAUUUAUGCAUCAAAAGGAGGUUAUCUUGAAAUUGUUCAGUAUCUCAUCUCUAUUGGAGCUAAUAAAGAUGCAAAAGAUAAAGAUGGAUGGACUCCACUCAUUUGGGCAUCAUCCAAAAAUCAUCUUGAGGUUGUUAAAUAUCUUAUCUUUGUUGGAGCUGAUAAAGAUGCAAAGAAUAAUGAUGGAAAAACUGCUCUUUCAAUCACUGACUCCAGAGAUGUCAGAAAUUAUCUAA
This is a messenger RNA of Trichomonas vaginalis G3, 1668 nucleotides long. RefSeq names its product ankyrin repeat protein family. The record is from RefSeq and is a predicted model, not a curated record. NCBI's taxonomy places the organism in Eukaryota, Parabasalia, Trichomonadida, Trichomonadidae. Bases 1 to 1668 code for a protein of 555 amino acids. Gene Ontology annotation, molecular function: protein binding. The transcript has a single exon.